AUGUGGCGAGUGGAGCUGACAGAGACGGCUGCAGAUGCAUCAGGAGGAAAGACGAUAGAUGCGGUUGAACAGACGGGCAUCUGGCCUCACCAGGGAACACAAGCGAGCAUCGUCGCAGGCUCCACAAUGCCUUCUGAAAUCGUGCCGGCUGCACGCCGUCACCACCCGGAAAUGAUCACCUCGUGCCGCGGGAGAUUUAGGAAGCAUGAUGAGGGUCUUCGCCUGUCCUCUGCCAUUUGGGCAGUGGACGAGCUAGGAUUCACGAUACCUCAAGCUACGGCCACCAACGCCGCUGAGGAGACAGGAGCGCAAAUGCAUAGCCACCCUGUCGAAGAUCGCGACGCACAAAUAGCAGCGGGUGUCUCUAUAGAGGAGGACCACAGGUGGGAGCUCGGAUUUAGCAUGGCGUCAUACCCCGAGGAAGAGAGACGGGCCGAGGCGCCAGUCGGCGAAGACAGUGCGUCCAUCAACAUGGACGCUGAACUUACCCUAGGCCUCUCCAUGGAGGAGGGCACUGCGGGGGCAUACGGCGGGAGCAUGUACAUCCCGCCGGACAUGGACGUGUGGUGGCCAUCCGGGGCGAUGAUGCACGAGGAAGACGACGUACCCAUGGCAGGGCCGUCGAGAUUCCCGGGCGCGCUUAGCUACCCGGUUGGCAGAGUUGGAGGAAGUGCCACUUCCUUUACUACUCAAUUAUUGCGAGAGGACGGGGCACCCGUAUCCACCGCAAUCGCCCCUGGUCUGCUGUAUGCAGAGCAGGGAGCAAUCACAACCGAAUACGCAGUUUCGCUCGACGAAGAUGAGAAUGAAGAAGACCUCGACACCUGUGACGACGGGGCAGACGACAACGAGGACGACACUUCCAUUCUCUACACGAAUGAGGAGGACAAUACACCUCUUGCGUCCAACGAGGACGAGUCUGCAAUUCUCGACGACGACGUCAACAUUGAAGCAGCUGCCGACUUAUCACUAGUCGCCCCUCCCAUAACGCGCUCCCACGGUCGCUCAGCUUGUGGAAACAGCACUUUGAUGAUGCCCGGUGCGUCGCGCGGAAAAAAGCGCAGGGCUGACGAAGACGGCGAGGACGACGAAGACGACGAGAAGGCAGUGAAGAAGGCCCGGAAGGGAAAGGCGAAGGACACUGGCCAGAAGAAGCAGAAAACCAAGCCAAAAGCAAAGCGUACAGCGAAGGCAAAGGGUAAGGCGAAGGCAAGCAGCACAAAGAACAAGGCAAAGGCUGGCAACACCAAGAGCGAGGAAAAAAGGUUCCCAUGCUUGCAAGCCGGUUGUGAUCAGACAUUCGGACGCCAGAGCGAAAGCUCCCGCCACUUCAGAUGCAGUUGUCCGAAGAGAGACCCAGACGACCUCGAGAAACCCCCCUGCCCCCACUGCAAGGCGCCCUUGUGCAGAGGCGAUUCGGUCAGGCGACAUAUCGAAGAGGGUGCGUGUCCCGCCUUGAAACAGUCACCUGGAGAGUCGAAGGAGUCCGGAGCGUCGAGUGACGGGAACUAUGGUAAGCGCAAGGGAGGAGACAAGGGUGGUCGCGGUGGAGGAAAGCACGGCCGCGGUGGAGGAAAGGAUGGUCGCGGUGGAGGAAGGGGCGGUCGUGCCUAA
Messenger RNA from Postia placenta MAD-698-R-SB12, 1614 nucleotides. RefSeq lists its product as hypothetical. The record is from RefSeq and is a predicted model, not a curated record. Bases 1 to 1614 code for a protein of 537 amino acids. The transcript has 6 exons. Lineage: Eukaryota; Fungi; Basidiomycota; Agaricomycetes; Polyporales; Adustoporiaceae.